UUAAGAUGCGGCGACACAGUCGCAGGCUUACCGGGGACAAUCGAUCGAUAUUUCAACACUUUCUUUGCUGCUGGUUAAGCCAAAUAAUUGUCUUUUAGUGUAUGGUAUAAAACGACUCGUAUAAAUCGGAAUGGAUCACAAAUCAGAGAUGGGGGCUUACGGUGAAAAUUCUAAUGUCCAAAACAGCGGGAAUUAUAUUACUAUAAUUCCCGUGGAUUAUUCUAGGCGUGGAUAUCCUAUUCAAGCUGAAUAUCAGUACAACGAAUUUAGGUCCCGCGAGGAAUAUUACAGCGUCCAAAGUCAGAAGCUCCAGGCGGAGGUGAACGCGCAUUUGUAUUCUGUCUCGCAAAGACUUCCUCAUCUGUCGUACAGCCCGUUGGGACGACACAAUGAGUGGGACAAACACGAUACCCACAAACCUCUCCAGCCAGAUUCUAAGGAGAGCAACAGCUCGGAUUCACUGGAAAAGAGUGUUAUGGGGUCAAACCUCAGCAGCUGCUCCAAUCAAACCGGGUCGAGCAGCAUUGCCGCGGGGUCUUUCAGCACUACGGAGCCGAUGACGAGUGGCGGUAGUUCCUCGAGCGCAAUUUCUCCUCCAUUACCAGGGUCGUCAUCAUCAUCGUCCUCGGUAUCAUCAAGCCAGUCGACCUGCAUCUACUUGAUGUCUCGCACCGCGGUAAUGGUGGAGAUGAGUGCGGACGAAGUGCCGACCAGCGUAACCGCCUCGCGAUUCUUGAACGCGGUGCUGUCCGCUGAUGAAAUGGGCCUCGUGCAGCCCAGCACCAGGAGCCUGGCUGCUAACGUGUUCGCACUGUGGAUGUGCAGCCCAAUGCUGGAGAUCCAGUUGAAGCCGCAUCACUGUCCGUGGCGCGUGUGGGCGAGCUGGCAGAUGCUGCUGCGGCGCUACGGGCACGGCCCCCGCUCCAAACGCUCACGUGACGUUCCCAUCCUGCGCAUGCAGAGAAACGUCUUCUUCCCUAAGCACUUGGAGGAAGGCAUCAAGGACUCCAAGAUCCAGGAACUGCUUUACGAGGAAGCGCGCUACAACGUGGUGAACGGGCGCUACCCGCUGGAGAGUGCGCAGGCCGUGAUGCUGGGCGGCAUCCAGGCUAGGGUCCAGCUCGGACCGUACGAUCCUCACAGCCACACCGCUAAGUUCUUUAGAGAGAACCUGGACAAGUUCCUGCCGCGCCACGCGCGUUCGGGGCGCUGGGCGGCGCUGCUGCCGGCGGGCCGCAAGGGCAGCCCCGAGGCCAAGCUGCUGGAGCAGGCGCAGCGCCCCGCCGCCUCGCCGCCGCGCAAGCUGCGCCACAAGUACCUCGCGCACGUGCGCAUGCUGCCCACUUACGGCGCGGCGUUCUUCCAAGGCCAGGUGGAGAUGCCGGUGCGCAGCCUGACCAGCCUGCUGACGUACGAGGACGUGCCCGUGCUCGUCGCCAUCAACUCCACCGGCGUCUACGUCAUUGAAGACACCGAGAGCACGCUUCUCCUCGGGCUCACGUACGAGGAGUUGUACUGGGACAUCGGGCUGCCAUCGGAGGAGACCGACGAGUGCCUGCCCUGCCUCUUCCUGCAGUUCAUGGUCGUAGAGAAUGGACUGCGGGUCUCCAAAAUACUACAGCAGGUAUUCUCCAGACAAACGUUGUUGAUGGACACGCUGAUAGAGUACUUCGCGAGCGAGUACCGCAAGCGCCUCUGUUUCGAGAUUCCCGCCGACCGCGACCACGCCAACUACGACUACCAUACUACAUCAGAGUCGGGCAGUAUCUCGCUGCCGCCCCUGUCGCGGCCGGACUCGCCGCAGCGGCGGCUGGCCAACAAGCUGUCGCGGCUGUCGCUGGCCACGCACGACGACCGCGGACACCUGCUGGGCGGCGCCGGCGACUGGAAUGACCUCGACCGCACGCAGCCCUCCUGGAUACUGCCUAAACACUAGUAGCUCUUAGUGGCUUUUUACGACUCGUUCUAUUGUUAUAAAAAAAAAACUAGCCCAUAGAUUAAAUACUUAACACCUGUUAACGAAUUCGAUACGUUUUUCGCUUUAUAACGUCACAAUAUUAA
Papilio polytes (common Mormon) is the source of this 2061-nucleotide messenger RNA. It is a transcript of the gene Bili, whose product is annotated as FERM domain-containing protein 8. Lineage: Eukaryota; Metazoa; Arthropoda; Insecta; Lepidoptera; Papilionidae. Gene Ontology annotation, cellular component: plasma membrane; cytoskeleton. Gene Ontology annotation, biological process: negative regulation of canonical Wnt signaling pathway. The record is from RefSeq and is a predicted model, not a curated record. The transcript is spliced from 11 exons. The coding region runs from base 131 to 1936 and encodes 601 amino acids.